UCCUCCCAUUUUUUCUCUCUCCUGCAAGCUGCUUUGGCUUUUCUAAAUCACUCACAGACGUUUUAUUCGGCUUUAGUGAAACCACUCUCGUUUAGACGAUUUGGUGCUAGUGAGAAACUACAAGCGAUAUCAUUUGAUCGGUGAAAAUAAAACCAAAAGUGGAUUUGUUGACAAUUCAUCGACGUUUGCAACAAAGUAGCCGCUCGCGCCGUGGUGGAGUUGUCAAAAGUAACUUUUUCCGUGAGUUUUUUUCAAGAGGGAACGAGUGCUGCAAGCUCCAGGCGCACGGUGCGUUGCAAAAUAAUUUUUUACAGACAAAUUAUCUUCUCACUGUACAAUAGCUCAAUUUUUUGUUUCAUAACAGUGAUUAUCCGGCGGCACUCCAACUGAUUAAUAGCGUCUCCGGGGAUGGAGCAAUCCCGUUAACUUCAUAGCAAGAGCAAAACUCUGUAUAGCGGAGCGGGCUCUUCCCGUCACCGUGCCCGGGCAGUUUGAGCUGGAUAUCCCACCACGGCAAUAUGGGCUGCGGAUUGAGGAAACUGGAAGACCCUGAGGACAGCAGCCCCGGGAAGAUCUACUCCACUCUGAAGAGACCACAAGUAGAGAUCAAAACCGACACCGUUUACGAGUAUGUGCUACUGGACUUCAGUUUGGAAGGUAGUCGCCCCACGGUGCAGUAUGUGUCCACUCUGUGUGAGCUGUCCCAGGCCCUCCAGCCCUACUACACCCAGGGCUACAUCCUCACCACCCUGCAUCCCAUCAUUCUCUCUGUUGGACGCACGCGUUCCCUGCCCUUCAGCCUGCUCUACCGAGCCAUCCUGGCCCGCCCACGACCCAGUAAGCAGGUGGUGUCCAUGUGUCACAGUGUUCCUGUGCUGAGGGUUGAGGAGUGGCCUAUCCCAGGGGAGUCCCUGACGGGGGACACUGUUAGAGCACUCAUCGACAGGGUGAACAGUAGUGCCCGGGGGGGAGUGAGGUUUGUGGGCUCAGUGCUCCAGCAGGCUGGAGGAGGGGGCAGUAACAGCAGGGUGCCUAGCCCCAGGAGAGGCUAUCGAUCCCCUCCACGCACCCCUCCAGGUACCCCUCCUGGAGAAGGAGAACUGGAGGAUCACAGCCCUACCUACAGCCCUGACCUGAGGUUGCUGGUGUUCUUUCACUCAUGGGCACCAGGCUGUGCUCCGCUGGACGCUCUGUCAUGUCAGUACCACCAGGGGGCGCUGUCCAUGCGCGUGUCCAGGAAGGGUCAGGUGGUCAGCGCGCUGGAGGCCGAUUGGCUGGAGCUGACCGCAGCCUACUACCGCAAAGGCUGGUCAUUGGUGGACUCGUUUGUGUACUGGGACACACCCAAAGGUGAGCCCGUGCCCAGGUCUCUAGAGGGUCUGUUUGUCUAUGAGGAGAGAAGCACUGCCCCUCCUGCCAACGACACCAUCGUAGUGGAGCAGUGGACUGUCAUCGAGGGUUCUGAUGUGAAGACAGAUUACGGGCCACUCCUUCACACACUGGCUGAGUUUGGCUGGCUGCUCACCUGUGUCCUGCCCACACCUAUCAUCCGCCAUGACAGUGAUGGUAAUCUGGCUACCAAGCAGGUGGUGUUCCUACAGAGACCAGUCAAGACCUCUUCAGUACCACAGAGGAACCAGGCGGGGUCCAUGCAGAGGGACGUGACCACUCGUUCUGUGAGUCGUGGUGUGGGCGGCCCCCGAACACCCCCCACUGAGGAGCUGUCCCCCACUGCGGGGGGUAUUGGGGGGUUCCCCGUCUUCGGAGGGGGGUACCCCAGCGCCCUGUCCCACCUGGAGGAGGGGGGCUUCGAGCAGGACGACGGGGCGGCAGAGGUCACGUGCAUGUGAACCCUGAAAUUAACACACAGAUGAUAUACAUCCCCCAUCUAUCCCUCUAAUCUCUUCCCUAACCAAGAAGAUCAUAGAUUAGAAAGCAAAACUUGGCACUUUUUUGUUUUUUUAUCAUGAAGCCAUACGUACCAUUUUGAGAUGGUGUUAUUUCCAUUUUUAAACAUUUUGUUGGGAAAAGCAAGCAGUCUGCAUUCACUGACAUUGAGACACUUUUACUCAUACCCACAUUCUUCCACACAUACACUCAGUCCUGAUUCAAAAAGAUCACAUCGUUCACUCUGCACCUUUUCAUAUGAUGAGAACACAGACACCCACAUUCACACAUAACUGUCACCAGCACAAAGCAGGAAGCACAGGACCCACCAGGAAGAACCUCUCUAUGCACAGACAGACAGACCUCUGGACUAAACUCACUGUGACCCACAACACACCUGUUGGACUGAUGUGUCCCAAUGUUUUUGUUCUUCAGUCACUGCUCACAGGUUUCAGACAUUGUUCCUGUUUUGGGAAACCGCCUCAACCGCUCUUCCUCCCUCCCCUUUAGAACUGCCAACACCUCUAUUCAAUCCAAUUCAAUCCAACUGUAUUUACAGUGAGGGAAAAACGUAUUUGAUCCCCUGCUGAUUUUGUACGCUUGCCCACUGACAAAGAAAU
This is a messenger RNA of Coregonus clupeaformis (lake whitefish), 2507 nucleotides long. RefSeq names its product raftlin-2-like. Bases 519 to 1850 code for a protein of 443 amino acids. NCBI's taxonomy places the organism in Eukaryota, Metazoa, Chordata, Actinopteri, Salmoniformes, Salmonidae. The record is from RefSeq and is a predicted model, not a curated record. The transcript is spliced from 8 exons.